Linderina pennispora is the source of this 228-nucleotide messenger RNA. RefSeq lists its product as uncharacterized. The record is from RefSeq and is a predicted model, not a curated record. Gene Ontology annotation, cellular component: nucleus. The transcript has a single exon. Gene Ontology annotation, biological process: regulation of DNA-templated transcription. Gene Ontology annotation, molecular function: DNA binding; zinc ion binding; DNA-binding transcription factor activity, RNA polymerase II-specific. Lineage: Eukaryota; Fungi; Kickxellomycota; Kickxellomycetes; Kickxellales; Kickxellaceae. The annotation marks the transcript as partial.
AUGCAGACUACCGAAAGCAGCACUCGUGAUUCCGAGCGGCAACGAGGAGGGGACACUGCUGAUGCCCCAGCGGCCGCGCCGGUGCGCAAGCGGCUGUCGCUGGCAUGUACAACAUGCCGUCAGCGCAAGGUCAAGUGCGACGGAGCGCGGCCAUCAUGUAAGACGUGUGCCAAGUUCAACUGGCCAUGCAUCUACCAGCCAUCGAACCGCAAGCGCGGGCCUCGGCCU